CUUUCCCAAAUUGGCCUUACUCCGAGUACACGUCAUGAGCAGCGCCGCUUCUCUGUGUGGUCUGCUAAUCGGAUGAAUACUUUUGUGCUCCAAGCUCCUGAUUCAGCAACGCGCUCCUGUUGGGAGCGUCGCAUUAAUGAGCUUUUGGUGACGCAGCUUCGACGCCUCCGUGAAGAAGCCUUGAUGAUGUCCCGUGCCUCCUUAGUUAGUAACAAAGGAUUUCAACACCCGGAGCCCGGGGACUCCGAUUCUUGCUCAAUAACUGUCGUUGACUCGUCACUGAGUGGAAGCGUUCUUGGAUUUCAGCGCAAACCUGCCACUGGCCGCGCUGCACCCGACUUGCUUUCUCAACCGCGUCCUGCAUUUGUGCCUUCCAUCUCAGUAUCCGGGUCACUUCCGCCUAUUCCCCCGUCGUCAUCAUCAUUCUCAACGACAGUGGUUCCUAUUCCCCCAGCUAUGUCAAAGCCAAGCUUAUCUGUCGGAGCCAAGCAUGCUACGUCUACAGGUCGCCGAAAAUCCCAUAUACGGGAGGGUCGCAUGCCUCGAUGGCGUUCCGCUAUUACGGGUAGUAAUAUCAGUAAUAGCCAGGAUAGUGCUUCGACUACCGAGACCGAACGCGAAUCCUGCGUGGUGGAUAACAAAGAAAAUAAUUCAUAUCCUGUUUCGAGUGGGCACACAGGCGCAUUAGAGCUGCUAUAA
Protopolystoma xenopodis is the source of this 699-nucleotide messenger RNA. The record is from the annotation of a GenBank genome assembly. Lineage: Eukaryota; Metazoa; Platyhelminthes; Monogenea; Polystomatidea; Polystomatidae.